UGUUACAUGCGCACUAGAAAACAUGGCGGACUAACAUCACGUUUGAGAAAUUAACACAAACCUUUCCGAACAAGGAAAAUAACGUUGCAGCUGCUGUCAUUUUGCGAGGAGGGCAGAGGAAGGAGGAGGGACUGGUCGCCUGCGUUUGCACGCCAUCCUCUUGGCGCAAAAAGGCGCUCUUCUUUUGAAAGAAACAAGAAAACGACAGUCCCACUGAAGGAACCGUUUUUCAAGACACUAAUGCAGAACUAAGAAGAUCAAAAUACAGCAGGAUCAUGAGAAAACCUGUGCCACAGAAAGCUAUUGAGUGGAAAGAUGCCAAGCGGAUCAAGCACCCUCGCAGUGGCCGACCCUCACGAGUUCCAUCACAGUAUCAAGGGCACUUCAGUUGGGAGAAGUAUCUGAAAGAGAUUGGUGCUGUAGCUGCCCCUGCCCAUUGCUUUAAACAGAGCACUACACCCCCAGUAAAUGAGUUCAAGGCAGGAAUGAAGCUGGAGGCCCAGGAUCCCAGAAACACCACGUCCACCUGCAUCGCCACAGUGGUGGGGUUGACUGGCUCACGCCUCCGGUUGCGCCUGGAUGGCAGCGACAACAAGAAUGACUUCUGGCGCCUGGUGGACUCGGCUGAGAUCCAGCCCAUCGGCAGCUGCGAGAAGAGUGGAGGCAUGUUGCAGCCGCCCCUGGGGUUCCGACUGAAUGCAUCAUCCUGGCCUAUGUUCCUCCUGAAAACACUCAACGGUGCUGAGAUGGCACCAGCACGCAUCUUUCACAAGCAGGAGCCUCCCUCUCCAGAGCAGAAUUGUUUCCAGGUGGGUAUGAAGCUGGAGGCAGUAGACAGGAAGAACCCACACUUCAUCUGCCCUGCAACAGUAGGGGCGCUGCGAGGCGUGGAGGUGCUGGUCACCUUUGACGGCUGGAGGGGCGCCUUCGACUACUACUGCCGCUACGACUCCAGAGACAUCUUUCCUGUGGGCUGGUGCUCACUUACUGGAGACAAUCUGCAGCCGCCCGGAACUAAAGUGGGGUUACCGAAGCAGCUGGGUGCUCUAAGCGCCCUGCCUGACAGUGGUGUGGAGGGCUCAGGCAUGCCCCCCACGCCCGCCAGGCCUCCAGCCCAGAAGGGACGGAAGCCUGGGCGCAGGAAAAGCAAGUUGACCAGCCUCUGGAACCAAAAAGGCACCACAGCUACUGUCGAGCUCCAGGCAGACCAGUCUGGAAAAGUACUGGGACCAGUCAAAAUCCCCAAGAAGAGAGGCCCUAAGCCUGGGAACAAGCUGAGCUGGGCUAAGAGGGCUGUGUGGAUGGAAGGAGCGAUGGCAGGUCCUGGUAGACCCCGAAGCCGACUACCAGCCAGCUGGGCUCAAAGACUACAGCAGGAUGAGACAGAGCCCUUGAAGGUCCCCAAAAAGAGAGGCCCUAAACCUGGCAGCAAGAGGAAACCACGGGUGGUGCCCGACCCAGUGCCCAUCUCUCCCACUAGCAGCACUCCAGAGCCAGACACCAGCUCUGUGCCCCUGGAUAAUGCCACCAUCCCCAGUGCCGCCUUGCAGGCUCCAACAGUGUGUGUUUAUCUGAAUAAGCAUGGGAAGAUUGGUCCUCACUUGGACGCACGGCGGGUGCAGGCUCUGCCCGAUCACUUUGGCCCUGGCCGGGCAUCCUCAGUGCUGCAGCAGUGUGUGCAGGCCUGUGUGGACUGUGCACUUAACCAGAGUACUGUCUUCAACUGCCUCAAACCAGGCCACGGGGGAGAGCUCAUCUCAGCCCACUUUGACCAGCAGCAACACACACUGACUUUGCCAGCAGUGAACAGUGUGACUUACGUACUACGCUUCCUGGAGAAGCUCUGUCACAACCUGCACUGUGACCCUUUGUUUGGCAGCCAGCCUGUGCCUCUGGGAGGAGUACACUAUGACAGCCACACCUACACGGAGAGGAGGGGUUUUGCAGAGUGCCUCGGUUCAGGACCGGGUCGAGGUACUAAAAGAUUUCUUCAGGACUCGUAUAACAACAGUCAGAUGCCCCAUAAAAUGGCAAAAAGCCACCGCCUCUCCUCUGAAGAGCCUUUUCUGGUGGAGAACGGAGGAUCAGAUCACUUGGAGAAAACUCCACUCUCCCCCACUAAGAAUCUGGGUCUGCACCCUCACUCUCAGAGUAGUAGCUCCCCCAGCCGACUACACCGCCUGGGCUCUGCAGGUUCAGAGCGUUUCCUGAACACCAGAGAGAGUCCUCGACCUAGUGGCCAGGACCCAAACCUGUGGACAGUGGAGGAUGUCAUGCAGUUCAUCAGAGAUGUAGACCCUCAGCUUGGCCCACAUGCAGACCUGUUCCGCAAACAUGAGAUUGACGGGAAGGCUCUCCUCUUGCUACGCAGUGAUAUGAUGAUGAAAUACAUGGGCCUGAAGCUCGGUCCUGCCCUCAAGCUCACCUUCCAUAUCGACAGACUAAAACAGGGUCGCUGAUCUCGAAAGGCUCCAGAGCCAUUUCCCAAAUCCCCACUCCCCAUCUACUCUUUUCAAGCACAUGGCAUACUGGCAACAUAUGCCCAAUGAAGCAUACUGAAGCAUAUUGUAGCAGUGGUCACCAGGCUUUCAGCCUGAUCAUUUCUGAAUUUGUGUCCAUUCGUCUGUUGUUACCUACAGUUGUAUACAAAUGUUUGGGCACCUCGGACCAAAUUACAUAUUUUGUUGAAUUUUGAAGAGAAGAGUAGUAAGCGCAACAUAUGCAGCAAAUUAUUUAAAAUGUCGAUAUGCAGUUUUUUUAAUUAACUUAAAAAAAAAAAAAAACUUUUAAAAAUGUAAAAAUAAAAUAGUAAUUGUGGCAUGUGCAAAAGAUUGGACACUCUACUAAGUCAGUACUUAGUAGCACCCCCUUUUGCAGGUACCUUUGUAGGUAGCUAGGAGUCUUUAUAUUCCCAUUUUAGGUAUUUUUACCCACUGUUCUUUGCCGAACUUUUCCAGUCCUGUGCCAUCUUGAGCCGUCUUGCAUGCAAAGCAUGCUUAUGAUCUGCCCUCAGAUUAUCAAUGAUGUUUAAGUCAGGAGACUAUGAAGGCCAUUCCAAAGGCUUCAGCUUGCAUUUCUUGAAGUCGAUCUUUGUGGAGUUUGAGGUAUGUUUUGGAUCAUUGUCCUGUUGUAGAAGCCAGUCUCGUUUCAGCUUCAGUUCCUUGACUGACUGUGUCACAGUUGCUUCCAGAAUUUUCUGAUAUUUUCUGCAAUCCAUUCUUCCAUCUAGCCAUGCAAUGUUACCAGUGCCACUGCCUGCCACACAACAGCAAAGCAUAAAUAGACACAGCCCCAUGCUUAACAGCUAGUAAGAUGUUCUUUACAUGAAGUGCUGCACCUUCUUUCUCCAAAUAGCACAUUUCCAAAAUGGCAUAUCUAAAUGUUGUCUUGUAUAUUUUAGACAUGAAGUCACAGGUAAGAUUUCCUUCUAAUGUCUCUUCCAUGCAGGUCAUGUUUGUCCAAAUAAUGCUGCACAGUAAAGUGGUUCAGUACCACUCCUGUGUCAGCUAAACCUUUAUGCAGGUCUUUUGCUGACAUAUGAGGGGUUUGCUUUUCCAGGGCCAUCUCCCAAACCCUAACUCCUUUUUUUGCCAGCAUAUGAGCAGUUCUGUCUAAAAGUUUCCUUUGUCUUCCAGAUCUUGCUUUGACAUCCAUGGUUCCCCUUAACUGCCAUUUUUUUAUGACGUAUUGGACAGUGUAAAUUGCAAGCUGUAAGUGCCUCGGUGUCUUUUUAAUAGCCUUGCCUUGCUUUGUAAGAGCUUUUCAGAUCCUCAGCCAGCUGCUUAGAGGAGCUCAAGGUUGUUGAGUGUUAGCACGAAGUUUAAGGAGUCAGAGAAUUUAUUUGCUCUGGAAUCAGCUGAUAAUUCCUAAUGACAGUUCUUGACCUGUCUGACCAGUCCUAAUGAGUUAAAUAAGGCCUAAUGAGUUAAUUCAGGGCUCAUACGGUCAUGAAAUCUUGGAAAAGUCAUGGAAUAUAGUAAGUGCUAGAAAAAUCUUGGAAUUUCCUGGACUUCUCCCCAAUGCGGUUUGUCAUCUCAUCAGUUUUGAUGCACUGAAGAAUCUACAUUGCGAAAAAACAUACCAUAGGUAAAGUUCACAAAAUUAAAUGGUUCUUACCUGUCAAAUAUAUCGCUAAAAUUAUUACUAAAACAGGAAUUUAUAUGUCAGUGUCACAGUAUUUUGGUAUAGAUGAUAUAUCGUCCAGCAUGCUAAAUGUUUGCCAUGAAAAUUUAAUUUAAUGCCAUGGAAAAGUCAUGAAGAAGUCAUGGAAUUCCACUGCUUAAAAAGUGUAUUAAGCCUGUUAAUUAGGUUCUGAGAGUUUACAGUGGAAAGGUUGUCCAAAGUUUUGAACAUGCCAGAGCAUAUUCUAUAAAGGAAAUAUGCAUUAACAUUUGAAGGAAGAAAAAUAAAAUGGUUUGUUGCAGAGGUUAUGUUUACUUUACAUUUCAAAAAUCAACAAAAUAUGUAAUUUGGCCUAGGGUGCUCAAAGAUUUGCAUAAAUAUGUACAUGUUCCUCCUUGUUCUUGUCCGUUUUGGUGCCACAUGUAGCGCCCUUCUCCCCGGUCUCAUGUUAGGGUCAGCUGUCCCGCGCACAUUUCUCAUUAUGCUGUUCCAUCCUGAAUGUUCUGUAUGUUCUUGUGUCUGCCAAGGUCUCGAGUUAUGCAGGAUCAGAUCCGUGUGGACAGUAUCUAGGCCUUUUUUGGGCCUCCGUUUUUAAGACAUAUCUUUAUUUUUAUUGUGUAUUUUACAGCCCCAGUCAACAAGGAUUUUUCUAUAAAAAUCAGUUUUCUUUAAUAAACUCAAACACUAGAUCUCUCCCACCGGACUUUGGGAUUGGUUCUGACUGAUGUCUCCUUCAGAGACACUUUUUCAUGCUUAAUACUGUACUUUAUACAUAACACCUAACUUGCAAUUACUGCCAUGUUAAUGUGUAUUUUGUAUUGUCUUGAUGUUUACAUGGUGUCUGUUAUUUGUACUUUUUUAAUUUUUUAUACUAUAUUGUUAGAGUGUUAUACUCAGUAGGCUAAAAA
Molecule: messenger RNA, 5030 nt
Organism: Colossoma macropomum (tambaqui)
Lineage: Eukaryota; Metazoa; Chordata; Actinopteri; Characiformes; Serrasalmidae
Product: polycomb protein SCMH1-like
Exons: 17
Coding region: 276-2459 (727 amino acids)
Biological process (GO): regulation of DNA-templated transcription
Cellular component (GO): nucleus
Molecular function (GO): protein binding
Source: RefSeq, a predicted model, not a curated record